Molecule: messenger RNA, 1920 nt
Organism: Lolium perenne
Lineage: Eukaryota; Viridiplantae; Streptophyta; Magnoliopsida; Poales; Poaceae
Product: xyloglucan O-acetyltransferase 1-like
Cellular component (GO): Golgi apparatus
Molecular function (GO): O-acetyltransferase activity
Source: RefSeq, a predicted model, not a curated record
AAACUUUCUUUCCCCCAUUGGCAAUAAGUGAUAAAAUGAGCGAAUAAAUUUAGAAGCCCAGUAUAUUGUGAGUUCAUCCAUAAGUUGUGUAUUCUCAUAACAAAUGCAGGUAUCUAGCGAUAAAUACUUGGAGAAAAUCAAACGAUGCAGAUGAUCAAAGAUUACAGAAGGAUCACAUGGUGUAGAAACAAUAUUAUUUUUAGCAAAGCUGGAAUUCUAAACUUUUUGCAGAUUAUGCAUAUGCACGUUUGCGGCGGUGCUGGAUUCGCCCGUUUGGAGAUCUGCAACACACCACGACCCUCCAGUCCCCAGCCACAAGACUAGUGAUAUAAACCGGUUUCCGAGGCACGAUGAGUGGGGCAUUGACCAUAGGUACGGGCGUACGGCAUUACUCUCGAGAACCAUUAAGGCUCAGUUAAUUAGUCCGCGAUUGACCGCACAGUGUAUGCAGAUGGAGAUUGCUAUUCUUUCUCGUGUGCAACAUCUCUUGUGUACAUAGACCUACCCGGAAAACAAGACUCCCACUGUUUGGCAGCCGUGUGGUGCCGAUCGCUGGAGACCAUGGGAGCUUACCAGCCACCGCACCAGUGCAGCCAGAAGCCGUUGCCGUCGCCGUCGCCGUCUCACGGCAGCGUCAGCCCUGGACCCAGAGCCGUCUUCGCCUGGCUAGCGCUCCUCUCCGCCGUGCUCUGCCUGGCUAUCCUCCACCUCCUUCGCGGCUCCCAACUCGGAAGGGCCGUGGUCUCGCCUCUGUUCCAGUACAUCACCAGCAGCACAUAUAAUCACGGAGUGUCGGCGUACAGCUGCGACUACUCGGAGGGGCAGUGGGUGUGGUCGCCGGGGCACGCCCGGCGGUACAACGGCACCGAGUGCAACGUCAAGGACAGCGAGAACUGCGUGCGCAACGGGCGUCCCGACAGUGGUUACCUCGACUGGCGGUGGCAGCCCUCAGCUGCCGCCGGGUGCCAGCUCCCGGACUUCGACGCCGCAGCGUUCCUCGCCGCCGUCCGCGGCAAGCACGUCGCCUUCGUCGGCGACUCGAUGGCGCGGAACCAGGCCGAGUCCCUCGUCUGCCUCCUCGCCGCGUCGUUCCCGUACAGCAUGGUGUACCGCGACCAGGACCCCGGGACCCGCUUGUUCUGGCGCUGGGCGUUCCCGUCGCACAACGUGACAGUGUCCUCCUACUGGGCGCCGUUCCUGGCGCGGGCCACGGGCAGGUCGGAGAACUACAGCAUGACCUACAGCACAGUGUACCUCAACGAGCUCGCCGAUCGGUGGUCGGCCGACGCCGAGAGCAUGGACGUGGCGGUGGUCAGCACCGGCCACUGGUUCUGGAGGCCCAACAUCUACUACAACGGCAGCGAGGUGCUCGGGACGCACCUCCUCUCUGGCCUCAACCACACCGAGAUUGGCUUCUUGUCGCCGUACCGGGAGGCCAUCCGGACGUCCGUAAAGCGCCUUGCCGGCUCCGGUAGCCGGACCGGUCGCGUCGUGGUGGUGUCGACCUUCUCGCCGUCGCACUUCGAGAAAGCUUGGGACGAUCCCACGACGUGCGCGAGGAAGACGCCGUACAUGGAAGGGGAGACGGAGGUGGGCGUCAUUCCGGCGGAGCUUCGAAGCAUCGUGAGAGAGGAGACGGCCGCGGCGGCGACGAGGAACGGUGGGGCAACGAGGAUUGAGGUGCUAGACGUGACCAAGCUGGCGACGAUGCGCCCGGAUGGGCACCCCGGCGUCUACAUGCACCGCGACCCGUUCGCGCGCGGCGUGCCGGAGCGAUUGCAGAGCGACUGUCUCCACUUCUGCCUUCCCGGACCGGUGGACACGUUCAAUGAGAUUUUGCUUCAGCUUCUGAACAAGCGUCGGUUAGGCAAGUGAGUGUGAGUAUAUGGCAGGAGUAUGUGAGUAUUGUUGGUGUGUUUU